Messenger RNA from Arabidopsis lyrata subsp. lyrata, 1138 nucleotides. Its product is annotated as ras-related protein RABA6a. The record is from RefSeq and is a predicted model, not a curated record. Bases 276 to 974 code for a protein of 232 amino acids. The transcript has 2 exons. Gene Ontology annotation, cellular component: endosome. Gene Ontology annotation, molecular function: GTP binding; GTPase activity. Lineage: Eukaryota; Viridiplantae; Streptophyta; Magnoliopsida; Brassicales; Brassicaceae.
UUUCCUUCUAAAUACGAGUGAGCAAUACUAUUCUCAAAAAACAAAAUAUUGAUUUGACUAUAUAAUAUUCUCAAAAGAAUAAUAUACCUUAGUGAUUUGACUAAAAUAAUUACUAUUAAAUCCGAUUUUCAACCAAAAGCCAAAUUCAGCGGAGGAACUGUCUUUUUCCUUUCUUCUUACUUCUUCACCUUUCCCCUAUUUCGUCGUAACAUAUAUCAUCGGAAAAAAGAAUCCUAAACAAAAGAAGAACUUGAGAUUUCUAUUCUUGAGACAAAAUGGCAGAAGAUUCGUACGAGGAAGAGUGCGACUACUUGUUCAAGGCGGUGUUGAUCGGAGACUCAGCCGUCGGGAAAUCAAACCUCUUGUCUAGAUUUUCUAAAGACGAGUUCCGGUUUGACUCUAAACCAACCAUCGGAGUUGAGUUUGCUUACCGGAAUGUUCACGUCGGAGAUAAAAUCAUCAAGGCUCAGAUUUGGGACACCGCCGGCCAAGAAAGAUUUAGGGCAAUUACAAGUUCGUACUACCGUGGAGCAUUAGGGGCAUUACUGAUUUACGACAUCACAAGACGAACAACUUUCGACAACAUCAAGAAAUGGCUUUUUGAGCUUAGGGACUUUGCCAAUCCCGAAACCGUGGUUGUCCUCGUCGGCAACAAAUCCGAUCUCCGACAAUCUAGAGAAGUCGAAGAAGACGAGGGUAAGACUCUAGCUGAAUCAGAAGGUCUCUUCUUCCUCGAGACUUCGGCUUUAGAGAACGUUAACGUCGAAGAAGCAUUUCUAGUGAUGAUCGGACGGAUACACGAGGUUGUGACUCAGAGGAUAGCUUCGGACAACAAAUCCAACGGCGCUGCGACGGCUCACAUUAAUGGUAAUGGUAACGGUACGGUUCUUCCCGUUGGUAAAGAAAUUGUGAAUAUACACGAAGUCACUGCUACUCAACCGUUAAGCUCUUCCUCCAACUGUUGUUUCAAGUAAAUAACUAAUGUAUUUUUUCGUCUAUUGUUUUGGAACACUUUGAUGAUGUUUUUAUUUGCAUGUUUAUUCCUGAAAAUUUUGACUUGGUUGAGUACAUGAUUUUUAAUCAUAUAAAAAUCACAUGAAAAAAGGACCAAUCACAACUGAGAUCCUCCUGUUCUGUC